This is a messenger RNA of Annulohypoxylon truncatum, 2814 nucleotides long. Its product is annotated as complex proteins associated with Set1p component shg1-domain-containing protein. NCBI's taxonomy places the organism in Eukaryota, Fungi, Ascomycota, Sordariomycetes, Xylariales, Hypoxylaceae. The record is from RefSeq and is a predicted model, not a curated record. The coding region runs from base 80 to 2692 and encodes 870 amino acids. The transcript is spliced from 2 exons.
UGAUUCCAUAUUUACAUGCACACCCCUUCGUUGGCUUGAAAGUUUCUGUACAGGCCAGACGGCCUCAUCGGCCGCGACUAUGGCCUCAACAGAGCAGACAACCGCUCCGCCAACUGGCGCUACGACGCUCCCACCGCGAAAGUUCAAGGCUUCGGAUCUACCUCUAACAUCUGCUACGCGUUCAGCAAUCGAGGGAUUGGCGCAUAGCUUCAAGAAGAAGGGCGGCUACGACGCGAUUCGAAAGCAAGUUUGGGAAAAGUUUGAGCAGAGUGAUUAUGAGGCGCAAGUCACUAAAUCUAUCCUCGAAGUCGCCGAACAGGAACUUGAACGCAACGCAGCCCAGCUUUUGUCCCUCGAUCGCCGAAAGGCUGCUGCCCUCAUUGACGGCGCUCUCGAUCGAUCCGGAGUAUACCAGAAAGCCGAUGAACUUCUUGAUCAACUUAUCGAUGUCGCGGCUAUCGAGACGCGCAUGCGUGAACUUCGCGAGGCCGAAAUCGGGGCUGAAGCGGCAAAGGAAGAACAAACUCGCGGUUCUAAGACAGAUGCCGAGUAUGCAGCCGAAUCAGCUCGUAGUUUGGAUGAGCGCGAUCGGAUUCGACGCGAAUUAAGAGCAAAAGAGGAGCAGAUUCUCGAGGAGAAGCGCAAGAUUGAGCGAGAGGAACGUAAGAAACGAGAACGCGAGAGAGAGCGCGAAUUGGAGAAAGCUGAAGCCAAACGCAAAGAAGAGCGGGAUGCUCGGCGACGCGAACGCGAGAAGAAAGAAGCGGAGCGCGAGCGUGAACGAGAGAAGGAAAGAGAGGAACGUCGGAAGGCCAGAGAGCGAGACCGAGAAAAAGACCAGGAACGUGAGGCCCGACGCAGAUCUCGAAGCCGAUCGAGACAUAGAUCUCUGGAAAGGUCGCGUCAUCGGGACCGGGAUCGUGAUAGAGAUCGAAACCGUGACCGUAGUCGUAGCCGUCGUCGCGACAGUCGAGAGCGCCGACACCGCGAUCGAUCUACUAGAGAUGAUCGAGAUCGAGGGAAGCCCGAGGAACUUAAGAAGCAGCUUACCAAAGAGGAUCACGAGAGACUUGAGAAAGAAGCACUUGAGGACCUCUUGCGAGAAAGCAAAAGAGGUGCUGCUAAGCAACCCGAGCUUGAGAUUGACGAAGCUCUUGUGCCGCCUCCUAGAAGAACAAAACCAGCUUCUGCAAUACAACCGAUACGUCGCGACUCCAUCAAGAACUCGGAUCCUAAGAAGACAUCUGAGCUUGUGAAGUCUGAAUCUAAAGAUGUGGUGAUGAAAGACGCCAAGGAAACAAAGGAUGCUAAGGAGCCCAAGGAAUCGAAAGACGCGAAAGAAGCGAAAGAAGCGAAGCCAUCUAAAGAGUCUAAACAGACCAAGGAGCCUGCCGAGUCUAAAGAGAAAGAGGCGAAGAGCUCGAGAGAUUCCAAGGAUACCAAGGUUAAAGACGACCGACGGGCUGGCUCUGUUUCUUCUCGGCACCACCGUGACCGAUCGCGUGGUGUCGAUGACGACCGCAGAUACCGCGAUCGUGAUCGCGACCGUGUUCGGGAGCGUAGUCGCUCUCGUGUCAGGUCUGACAGAAGAGAUCGAAGCAAAUCGAGACAUCGAUCAAGUCGCCGAGACCGUAGCCGUUCCCGAGAUCGCGACCGACUUCCGGAGAGAGAUAGGGACUUCUACAGGCCCGGGCAGCGAGAUAGGACCCGCUCUCGUGGACGGUCUCAUCGUGAUAGGGAAGAGAGGAGUCGUUCGCGGGACAGAUAUAAACCCGAGCACAGAGAACGAAGCCGAUCUACGAGGCGUAGAGACGACCGAGAUAAACGUGACAGGACCCGCUCACGCACUCGUCCUGAACGUCGAGAAGAUCGACGCGAUGAUCGACGAGAUAGAUCCCGUUCACCAAAACCUCGAACCGAGAGAGUUCGCUCGCGCGUAUCUCGAAGUCGGUCUCGUUCUCGCCCGGGCACGUCUAGCAAACAUGAACUCACGGAUGCCGAAGCCUGGAAACAAGGAGAAAUCAAGAAACGUGAACAAGAAGCUAAGGCUUAUUUGGCCGCCCAGCGCGAGGCUCGCGAAAAGGGAUUACCCGUUCCAGGAGUCGACGAUAAGUGGAGCACAGGGGACCGAUCUCCCGAGGUAAAGAGAUCUCGUGCCCCUGACGAGAUCGACCGGUACAGACCUGUCGAUCGCGAGCGAGAUCGACCCGAUAAGUAUCGGGAGAGAGACAGAGACGACCGCAGAGAUAAAGAUAGGGACCGGGACAGAGAUGAUCGGCGAGAACGCCGGCGGAGUCGAAGUAGAAGCCCCAGUCGUCAUCGAGAUCGCGACCGAAGUCGUGAUAAGGAUAGGAGCCUGGACCGCGAACGUCGUAGAUCUCGGGAUCGGUACCGCGGUGAAGGAACUCGAGAUAGAGACCGGGAUCAUGACCGUGAGCGUGAUCGUGAUCGUGAUCGCGACAGGUACCGCGAAAGGGACCGUGAGCGUGACGUCGACCGCGACAAAGAUCGCGACAGAGACAAGGACAGGCGAAGCCGUCGCGAUAGAAGUGUCGAGUCGCGACGGGACAGAGACCGGGAUCGAAGGGACCGAAGUCUCGACUCGCGUAGGGACCGACGAGAUCGAAGCCUUGAUUCUAGGAGAGAUCGCAGGAAUCGAAGUCGCAGUCGUGGUCGACGAAGUCCUCGUUAGUUACGUCGGAACUCACUUCAUCGUCUUGUAUUGCUACGAACCACAUUGCUACACGAGCACCCAAACUUGAGUGCCUCGAUUGGCAGGAGGCUUGCCAUAAUACAUGGGAAUGCUUAAGAUAG